UUUCUCUGUGUGCACUUUUCGAUGUCGUAGCUGUUCUCCGUCGCAAAGGGAAAAGUGCGUUCGUCUUUUGCGGAUCUGGUCGUGAAAAUUUGGUUAAAAUGGUGCAAAACAGUCCACUGCCCCGUGCGGUGUGAGACGUGAGGUGGUUGUGGGUAACGGCUGUGUUGCUGCCCAAUAUUCGGUGGAGGUGACGAUUUCACGCAUCUCCUCGGUUGCGGGAACGGCGGGAGUGUGCGAGUGUGGAGGUGCGUUUAGUGAUCUGUGAAUUGUGUGGUGAAACUUGAAAAAAGAAAAUCAAACCCGACACUGCUGUGUUGUCGCUGGGAAAAAGAAGAAAAUUGUGCAAAAAAGCAAUCGCGUUUGUGUUAGUGUGUGUGUGUGCUUUUUGACGUAGCGUAAACGGUGUCUGUGCGAGAAAAAAUACGUGUAAAACUCUUUCUCCCCACACAUCAAAACCGGCAAAAGGUAUCUUUUCCUUUGCGUAAACAUAAUCGAGCGAAGCAAAAGCGACAACAGCAAGCGUGCGAAGAGUCUGCGACAGCCAGAAUCAAAUAUGGCCGUUCGUGCGCCAGCAUCAUCGUCGACUUUGCCGUCUGCUCCAUCGCUGGGGACGGUCGGGUCGCCGUAGACGUUUCCCCCCACCCCCGGGAAACGUACGCGACAGGACAGCAGCGGAACGGCAGCGUGUGUUGUUCAGUCACAGUGUAAAAAGAUGCCUCAUCGGUUUCUGGUAGCUCAAUGGAUUCAACGACUCUCGCGUAAACUGUACGACAGCGAAUCCUACUGCAAACUAUUGCCACUACAGUCAAGAUGCAUCUGCAUACGCAAGUCGUCUUGAUAUUAGCCCAGCUGUUCCUCAUUGUACACGUGACGGAUCAGACAAAAUGUGCCCUAACGUCCACGUACGGUACCGUCUCGGUGAGCUACUUCGCGACGCUACCGUCCGCACCGGACGCCGACGCCGAUCUGGACGUCGAGGCCGACGCCGGGCGCCACCGGAUCGACCUGACGCCGCUGGUGCCGACGGCGGACUACUCGCCGCCCCAGUCCGACUAUCCAACCUACAAUGAUGACACCGAAGAUGUAAAUAGCUUUCUCAAGGUGCUGACCUGCUCCGACACGAGCCUGCGGGCGGUCAACGAGGAGUACCUGCGGCCCGUCAACUCCUACAAGGGCAUCCUGCUGGAGCGCGUGCCAGUGCAGAGCCCGGCCAGCGACCAGCUCGCCCUGAAGAACGAGAACUAUCUCGAGAUGGUGCGCUGGCGGGACAGCAACGUGACCGAUCAGCAGUUCGCCCUCACGUUCGCCCGGGACGGGCGGAAGUUUAGCAACCUGAUGAUACUAGACCUAAGCGCAAACUUACUUAGCACGUUAAGGAGAGACUACUUUAGCAGACUGGAGCGGCUGAAGCUGCUGCAGCUAUCCGCGAAUCAAUUACACAAUCUUCCGAGUGAUAUUUUCACCGAUCUGCCGAACCUGGUCGAGCUCGACCUGCACGGCAAUCGGCUCGGCGAGCUGCCGCUGCACCUGUUCCGGCCGCUCGGCCGGCUGCGGGUGCUGAACCUCGCCAACAAUACGAUCCACGAUCUUCCGCGCAACAGCUUCGCCGGGCUCGGCAACCUGACCGAGCUGCACCUGGCGCACAACCGGCUGUACGUGGUGCCGUUCCAGGUGUUCAAGGAGCUGCGGGCGCUCGAGGUGCUGGAUCUGUCCAGCAACAUGCUCGUCUCGUUCCUGGACAACUUCUUCCUGCUCAACAAGCAGCUGCGCGUGCUGCGCCUGAACGGCAACAUCAUCGAGAAGAUCUCCAAGAACGCGCUAUACGGGCUGCGCCGGCUGCAGUCGCUCGACCUGUCCGGCAACAAGCUGGUGUUCAUCGACCGGAACGCGUUCGACACGCUGGACGAGCUGCGGUACCUGAACGUGAACCAGAACCAGAUCUACAUCCUGCCGUCGACCGUGUUUUCCGCGCUCCGGUCGCUCCGGUCGCUCGAUCUGAGCAACAACCUGAUGCGCUCGCUGCCGAACUCGAUCUUCGCCAGCCAGCACGCGCUGGUACGGUUGCACCUGGACGCGACCAACCUGGAAACGCUCAGCAACUGGGUGGCGCGCAACAACCACACGGUGAACAAGGAGGUGCUGCGCAGUCUACGCUACCUCUCGAUACGCAACAACACCCGACUGAAGGAGAUCGAGCCGUGCGUGUUCCGCAAUGUGCCGCACCUGGAAACGCUGCUCCUGUCCAACAACAGACUGACCAGCCUGCCGAAGGAGAUUGGCGAGCUGCGCCGGCUGCGCUACCUGGACGUGGGCAGCAACGAUAUCAUGUACAUCCCGGAGCAGAUACGCACCCUGCACGAGCUGCAGUACGCCAACUUCCUGGACAACGAUUACGGCUGUGACUGCCACAUGUACUGGAUACUGAGCUGGCUCGACGAGCUGCAGGCGGAGAACAACACGCAGAAGAUUUACGAUCUGCUCCGCCUGUCCGAGCUGAAGUGCCGCAACGGCUAUCCGGGCGACAUUGUGCGCGUGCUGCAGCACAUCAGCUGCUUCAAGCCGGAGCUGCUUCAGUCGUCCGAGAGCCGGAUGCAUCUGCUCAAGUCGGACGCGGUGCUGGAGUGCGUGUUUACUGGCAAUCCGCCGCCGGACAUUAUCUGGAUCACGCCGAAGAACGAGAUCCUGCGGCACAGCCAGGAGCAGGAUCAGAAAUCGCUGCUGUUCGAGGAUGAGCCGGGCGGCGGCGGCGGCAACCGCAAGUACCAGCAGGCGGUCGAAUUCCAGAUGCUCACGAUGGACAACGUAACGGGCGAUGGGCUGCACGAGGGGAUAACGCUGCUCGAGAAUGGCUUCCUGCGGAUUCACAACAUUUCCCGGCGCGACAGUGGGCUGUACACGUGCUACGCUAUUAAUAUCAUGGGCAAUGCCACGGCCGAUAUACGCCUCUACAUCGAUCCAAUCGUGUUCUAUCGCGUCAAGAUCGGUAGCAUCAUUACCGGUGCAAUUUCGGCGGCCGCCUUCCUAGCGCUGACGCUGAUCUUCCAGGGCAUUCGGCGCAUCUUCAUCCGCUUCCACAUCGUCGAUCUGAUCUGCCAGAACUGUUGCAGCUACUGCUACAAGAACGACAAGACGUCGUCGAAGGCGCGCCAGAUCUACGCGAUGCUGGACAACAUCGAACACUACAAGAGCCAGCAGCUGGAGCGGCUGCGCGAUAACUACACGCAACAGGUUCAUCGCAUCAAGGACAACUGUGCCCAGCAGGUCGAUUGGAUACAGGGCAGCUACUCGACGCAGGCGAAACAUUUGCGCGAAAUCCGAGACAUUGGAACGCAUCAUCUCACCACGCUGCGGGAUCAGUACUACGAUCAGGUCCGCCGGGUACGUGACUAUUCCACCGGUCAGCUGACCUGGGUGCGGGAGAACUACGUGUUCCAGCGCAACAAGAUCCGCAAGUUCAGUGCCCACCAGGCGCUUCGGUUGCGCGAGGGCUACAAGUACCAGCAGCAGACGCUGAACAAGGUGCUGGAAAAUCUGCCCAGCUUCUACUUCGAGAACUGCCGCGGCCGCAACGAAGAGGACGAAGAUUUCGAUGGUUUUGAGGUGUAUCUGAAGGCAAAGAUCGAGAAGCUGUCCCAGAUGGAAGGCAACGAAGUGCCACCAACGAAGGUGCUCGUCGGCUCGGACUACGCGCUCAAGUAUCUGGAGAACUUCUCCACCAAGAGCGUGGACGAGAGCAAAGCGUCCGUGUACUUUACGCCGAACGAUGACGAGCCGGCCACGCCCGAGCCCCAGAUAUCACCCAUCCACAUCAACUACCUGGGCGGCCGGCCACCAGCGGGCCUCGAGCACGACGAUGAGGACGAGGCCGUGGGCGGUGGUAUGGCUGCCGGCAAGCUGCACCUUGGCGCCGCCGCCCUAGCGAUGAACGCCAGUCACGCCGACACGCCGAAAUCGUUCAAAUCCGUCAUCGCCGGCAGCGGGGACAUUCCGCUGAAAUCGAUCAUGAAGCCGACGACGCGCUUCAUGUACGACAAGCAUCUCGGCAAGUACCGGCUGUGCCAUCAGCAGCCGAACCGGCUGAGCGGUGGGUAUGCGGACGAGGACGAGCUGGCGGUCGGGCCCGAGCUUGGGCUGACCGUUGCCAGCCCGCUGCUGCUCGGCUUGGGCGGUGCGGCGGCAAAGGGUGGCGCCGGUGGCCCGGUCGGCUACGAGGCGGCCGCUGCCACCACCCUGCUCGACGGUGUCGAUUCGGCCGACGACGAUCAUCACAACUACAGCCUUAAGAACAAUCGCAAGCACCGGCGCAAGAGGAAACUGCUGCUCGGGCCGUCGCACGGGAGCGGUAGCGGCGGUGCCGGUGGUUCCGGCAGCGGCGGAUCCGGUUCGGCCAGUGCCUGCGAGUACGAGACGCUGCUGAUGAAGAAUCUCAGCCACGAUCCGCGCGAAUCGCACUACAAAAUCAUCCACAUCAACAAGCUGAACAAUGGCGUGAGCAACAGCAACUACUUUGGCGGUAUGCUGGGCAGUGGUGGCACGUCGGCCUGCGACAGUGGAUGGCUGGCAGGUCGAGCCGUUAGCCGGCGGCAUCAUCGACCGACGGCGGCGGCUGCUGCAGCCGUUGCUACCUCGUCGCUUACGGCGGGCGAGAACGAUUAUUACUACUCGCUGGAGGAUAUGAUACAGGAUAGCAAUCAGAAAAUACGCCAGCUGAUCUACGACUCCAAGAUCGACAUUAUGAACGAGGUGAUCAACACGGGUGGAGCGGGCACCAGCGGCAGGGGGGAAACGUCCGGUAGAAGGGGCGUGACAGGUGGUGGACGCGCUCGAAGCAACGGUGCCGGUGGGAACAACAGCAAGAGCAUCAACAAUAUCGAUGGUGCGGGAAGUUCCGGCGGCGGCGAUGGUGGUAUGGCCAAGGGAGCGCAGAGUAUGGUGGGACUGGGGCACGGUGCCGCCAACAUUCCGAACGACGAGUACGAUCUGUGCAGCAGCAGCAGUAGCAGCAGCCGCAACAACAGCUACAGCACCAACGCUAGUCGGGACAGCUACAAGCAGCAGCAGCAGCAGCCGAAACAGUCGCAGCAACAUCAACCGCAUCGUAGCAACCAACACCAGCAUCAGGCACGGCAGGCAGCGGCACCGACCGACACCAUGGUAACGAUCGGCGGUGGCUCCACGUCCGGCUCACCGCCAACCGGUGCACCGACGACCAUCUCUCUCGCUGCCGGGGGCGGCAAUGCUGCAACGAAUCACCAGCAGCACCACCCGGUGAAAAAGAUGCUCCACAAGCUGCACUUCGACUCCAGCACGAACCGCAUCCAGCAGAGUACCAGCCUGCCGGAGAUUUAUUUCAACGCGGGCGCACCGCCGACCGGCCCAACCGGCGCCAGCAGCCGUAUGAAUGGGGCGAUCUCGAUGGCCGAACCGGCACCGCCGGGCCUGGGCUCGCCCAACCAAACCGGCUCCACCAUAUCGUCCAACUUUUCGAGCGCAUCCGGCUCGAUCGGCGGAAGACCGGAGGAGCCAACUGGUGGUGGCGGUGGUGCCCAACCGGCGCCGAAAGUGCACGGUGGAAAGCAUGUGAUUUUAGCGGUAGAGAACAGCAAGGAGACGGCCGCACCGAACAACAGCUGGCAGUCGACCGAUCAAACUAAUGGGGGCGGCGGCGGCGUCGGCGGCAACAGCUCGUCCAAGUCGUCCUCUCCCUCGCCGGCCUCUUCAUCGUCGUCGUGCGCCUCCCCAUCGCCGCCCGCGUCGCCUAUCGAGUCAAAUAUCAAUAUUAAUGGUAAUGGUAGUAUUUGUUGAAAAGAGCAGCACGAGAAAGCAGUAAUGAAGUAAUUCGAGGAGGGGGAGAAAUGGGCACUGCAGGGUUUGCUCUUGCACUGGGGCGCGACACAUUGCACAUCCAAGCAGGCGGCGGCUUAAGCGGAAGCAAAAGGGACACUUGCAAAGGAAAACUUCAAAACCAUUCUCCCAAACCGUACCAAAAACAGCAGAACACAGGAUCGGAAAGAGCACAUCGAGCAAGUACUGUAUAACAAACACACACGAAAAGAUGUUACAAAAGUUAUACCAUCCGAAGGUAUCUCUUCUUAGGUCGUUUAAAGAAGGCAUCCUGUUUAGAUUAGCAGAAGGUACGGGAGUGUUCGCGCACGCAGCCAGCCAGCACACAGCCACAUCAACCCGUAAAAUCCCAUUUCAACUUUGUCAAUUGUGUGUGUGUGAAUGUGUGCGUGUCAUCCGAGGUGUAGCACCCAUGCUCAGACUAAUUCGAGUUACCAUUGCAAUGAGGAUGAAAUAUAAGCUGAAGUGAGGCUGGCGAGCUAGUUCUAAAAAGCCCCCGCGCCAAUGGAAGGUUUAGUAGUUUGCUUGGAUGAUGUAGCCCGUUUAAAAGUGUGUAGCCGCAUCACUUCUCCCUCCCUUGACGAGAUUAGUGUCUAUGUGUGCGUGUGUGUGAGAGAGAGAGAAGGAGUGUAUGCUCCUGUUGCGUUGUUGCUGGGUUGUAUCAAAAUAGCAACACACACUCUGGUCGGGUUGCUGCAACUGAAGAAAAAAUGGCAAAGCAGCGCAAUUAUUAUAUCAGUAACAGUAGAAAACCACAAUAUCCAUUUUCUUACUAGGUUUUCCAGGAGUUCUCAUAGCUGUGGGAUACUUUAUUGACUCUUUCAUACGUGAACUUAAUGUAAUGGGAAUUGGAUUCUAUAGUACCAUUAUUGGACAAAUAGGAAUGGAUGAUCCAAUAGGAAUUUCCAAGGAGCCUGUCCAAAACGGUUGCUAUAGAAUCCAAUUUCCAUUAUAUGAAGUUCAUUUUCCAAUACGAAAGAAUCAAGGAAGUGUCCCACAACUAUGAGAACCACUGGAAAAUCCUGUAUUGUGCUGUCCUCCCUAUUGCCCAACACACAAACACACACACACUCACAAAAGGAUGAACAAAAAAAGCCACAGCUCUUACCCAAUGCAAAGUUGCAAUUUGUGGAAGGUGAAAGAUAAUACUAUCAUUAUUAACUAUGAUUACGAUUCUAUACAUAUACAUACUUAUAUAUACACACACAAACAAAAAUCACACACACACAUAUUUACAUAUAUCUCUGUUUAUAAUUAAUAGGAAAAAAAGAAAAGAAGAAAAUCAUACAAACAAACAAACAAAUAAGGGUGAAAAAUGAACGGCACGCGGGCACAGUGUGGUGUACGUGCUGAAAGUGAUAGAAUUUCAAAUCUGGGAUCUGGGCUUACAAAUAGUAGAUUACAAUUAUGACACCUUAUAGAGGCGGGGUGGGCAAAUAUAUGUGUGUGUUUGUGGUGUGUGUGUGUGUAUGUAUGGGAGGGAAUUGAAAUAAUACGAAAAUAAUAAUAAUAAUAAACGGUACAGGGAGGAGAAACGCGGGCAUAUUCGGAUCGAGGGAACGAAUACAAGGGAGAACAGGGAAGGGGUGGGAAAGCAAUUGGAAACAGGGAAACACACACACACACACACGCAUGUACACACAUAUGGUUGAGUAGAGAGAGAGAGAGAGAGAGAGAGAGAGAGAGAGAGAGAGAGAGAGAGAGAGAGAGAGAGAGAGAGAGA
Messenger RNA from Anopheles coluzzii, 7567 nucleotides. RefSeq lists its product as uncharacterized. Lineage: Eukaryota; Metazoa; Arthropoda; Insecta; Diptera; Culicidae. The transcript is spliced from 7 exons. Gene Ontology annotation, molecular function: protein binding. Bases 811 to 5805 code for a protein of 1664 amino acids. The record is from RefSeq and is a predicted model, not a curated record.